This is a messenger RNA of Acanthosepion pharaonis, 2232 nucleotides long. Lineage: Eukaryota; Metazoa; Mollusca; Cephalopoda; Sepiida; Sepiidae. The record is from the annotation of a GenBank genome assembly.
AUGCUCUUCCACUCCUCAAUGACGGCGUCGCGGAGCUGGCGGAUAUUUGAGACUCUGCGCACCUCCACCUUCUGCUUGAGGAUGGCUCAAAGAUUUUCAUACGUCAUUCUAUCUAUCUAUCUAUCUAUCUAUCUAUCUAUCUAUCUAUCUAAGUCUUUUCAUAUCUAUCUAUCUAUCUAUCUAUCUAUCUAUCUAUCUAUCUAUCUAUCUAUCUAUCUAUCUAAGUCUAUUCAUAUCUAUCAAUCUAUGUAUCUUAAUCUAUUCAUAUCUAUCUAUCUAUCUAUCUAUCUAUCUAUCUAUCUAUCUUAUCUAUUCAUCUAUCUAUCUAUCUAUCGAUCGAUCGAUCUAAGUCUUUUCAUAUCUAUCUAUCGAUCGAUCGAUCUAAGUCUUUUCAUAUCUAUCUAUCUAUCUAUCUAUCUAUCUAUCUAUCUAUCUAUCUAUCUUAGUCUAUUCAUAUCUAUCUAUCUAUCUAUCUAUCUAUCUAUCUAUCUAUCUAUCUAUCUUAGUCUAUUCAUAUCUAUCUAUCAAUCUAAACUGCGUCUAGAGAUUAUACGCAAAAGAGGUAUUGUCAAAUAUUUUAUUCUAUUCAUAUCUAUCUAUCUAUCUAUCUAUCUAUCUAUCUAUCUAUCUAUCUAUCUAUCUAUCUUAUGUAUUCAUAUCUAUCUAUCUAUCUAUCUUAGUCUAUACAUAUCUAUCUAUCUAUCUAUCUAUCUAUCUAUCUAUCUAUCUAUCUUAUCCAUUCAUAUCUAUCUAUCUAUCUAUCGAUCUAUCUAUCUAUCUAUCUUAGUCUAUUCAUAUCUAUCUAUCUAUCUAUCUAUCUAUCUAUCUAUCUAUCUAUCUAUCUAUCUAUCUAAGUCUUUUCAUAUGUAUCUAUUUAUCUAUCUUAGUCAAUUCAUAUCUAUCAAUCUAUCUAAGUCUUUUCAUAUCUAUCUAUCUAUCUAUCUAUCUAUCUGGCUUACGCUCUCUAUCUCAGUCUAUUCAUAUCUAUUCAGCUAUCUAGCUAGCUUUAUCUAUCUAUCUAUCUAUCUAUCUAUCUAUCUAUCUAUCUAUCUAUCUAUCUAUCUUAUCUUUUCAUUAUCUAUCUAUCUAUCUAUCUAUCUAUCUCUCUCUCUAUCUAUCUAUCUAUCUAUCUAUCUAUCUAUCUAUCUAUCUAUCUUAGUCAAUUCAUAUCUAUCUAUCUUUCUUAGUCCAUUCAUAUCUAUCUAUCGAUCGAUCGAUCGAUCUAAGUCUUUUCAUAUCUAUCUAUCUAUCUAUCUUAGUCAAUUCAUAUCUAUCUAUCUAUCUUUCUUAGUCCAUUCAUGUCUAUCUAUCGAUCGAUCGAUCGAUCUAAGUCUUUUCAUAUCUAUCUAUCUAUCUAUCUAUCUAUCUAUCUAUCUAAGACCUAAUAUGUAUGUAUGUAUGUAUGUAUCUAUCUAUCUAUCUAUCUAUCUCUCUAUCUAUCUAUCUAUCUCUCUAUCUAUCUAUCUAUCUAUCUAUCUUAGUCAAUUCAUAUCUAUCUAUCUAUAUUUCUUAUCUUUUCAUAUCUAUCUAUCUAUCUUAGUCAAUUCAUAUCUAUCUAUCUAUCUAUCUAUCUAUCUAUCUAUCUAUCUAUCUGUCCUAGUGUAUUCAUAUCUAUCUAUCUAUCUAUCUAUCUAUCUAUCUAUCUAUCUAUCUAUCUAUCUAUCUAAGUCAAUUCAUAUCUAUCUAUCUAUCUGGCUUACGGCCGCCGCAAAAAUGAAUCUAUCUAUCUAUCUAUCUAUCUAUCUAUCUAUCUAUAUCUAUCUAUCUAUCUAUCUAUCUCUCUCUCUCUCUCUCUCUCUCUCUCUCUCUAUAUAUAUAUAUAUAUAUAUAUAUAUAUAUAUAUAUAUAACUAUUAAUGGUGUAUUUAUGUAUGUAUCUAUCUAUCUCAGUCUAUUCAUAUCUAUCUAUCUAUCUAUCUAUCUAUCUAUCUAUCUUAGACUAUUAAUGGUGUAUUUAUGUAUGUAUCUAUCUAUCUCAGUCUAUUCAUAUCUAUCUAUCUAUCUAUCUAUCUAUCUAUCUAUCUAUCUUAGACUAUUAAUGGUGUAUUUAUGUAUGUAUCUAUCUAUCUCAGUCUAUUCAUAUCUAUCUAUCUAUCUAUCUAUCUAUCUAUCUAUCUAUCUAUAUAUCUAUCUUAGACUAUUAAUGAUGUAUUUAUGUAUGUAUCUAUCUUUCUCAGUCUAUUCAUAUCUAUCUAUCUAUCUAUCUAUCUAUCUAUCUAUCUAUCUAUCUUAG